UCCAGAUUAUUCGUUCGUGCCUCAUUUCUCUUCAAACAUCCCGCUGGUUUUUACAUGUCUCUCCCUCCCUCUCACUCUCCUCCUGGCCUGUGCCUUCUCACCUGAACCAAAACAAAGCCAAUCUGAACGGGAGAGUAGAAUAUCUUGGGCGAUGGGAAGGGGUUUAUGGAGGGCUAAUAAAGCCUCGACAUUUUAAAUUUUCUCUCUUAAUAUAUGUUGAAGCAAGCAUAGGUUGUUGAUGUAGCUGUUUUGUUUUUUAAAUUCCUCUGAAGCAAGUUGAGUCAGCUUCUGGUUUUGGAUUGGUGAUGGAUUGUAAUAAAGAAGAGGCCAUCAGGGCCAAGGGGAUUGCUGAGAAGAAAAUGGAAAGCAAGGAUUUUGAAGGGGCUCGUAGGGUUGCUCUCAAGGCCCAACAACUAUAUUCUGAUCUGGAGAAUAUUUCUCAGAUGGUUACUGUUUGUGAUGUGCAUUGUGCUGCUGACAAGAAAUUGUUUGGGAAUGAGACAGACUGGUAUGCCAUCCUGCAGAUUGAGCAGACAGCAAAUGAUGCAAUGAUUAAGAAGCAGUACAGGAAGUUUGCUCUCCAACUUCAUCCUGAUAAAAACAAAUUUUCCGGUGCAGAAGCUGCUUUUAAGCUGAUUGGGGAAGCUCAAAGAGUGCUUCUAGACCGUGACAAACGUUCCUUGUAUGACAUGAGACGCAGAGCUUCUGGGAGUAAACCGGCUGCACCACAUCGGCCCCCUCAAAAGGCGAGCUGGAACUCAAAUGUCAGGAAUGACUUCAGGGGCAAAUUUACAGCCUUGAAUCCUCAGCAGCAGCAGCGGCAGCCACAGCCAGCUCAAGCGGGGCACUCUGAUGUCCGGCCAACUUUCUGGACUGCCUGCCCAUUUUGUUCGGUAAGGUACCAGUAUUACAGAGAAGUCGUCAAUAGAUCUCUUCGUUGUCACACUUGUAAUAAGCCCUUCAUUGCAUAUGAUGUGAAUGUGCAUGUUGCUUCGCCAACUAUCAACACAAGUCAUGGACCACCAACUACAAACAUGAGUCAGCCGGCAGUUGCACAGGAGAAAUAUGGUGCUUCCAAAGUGGAGGUGGGAUGCAAAGGAAAUCUUAGGACUCAAAAUUCUAAACCAGAACCUUUCCAGAAGAAAGGUCCUACUUCUAAGUCUGGCUCAGAAAAGGUGAGUGGUAAGAGAGGGAGGAAGCAGGUUGUGGAAUCCAGCGAGAGUUGUGACUCCGAUAGUAGUACUGACUCUGAAGAUAUGAAGGUUGGCAAUGAUGAUAAUCUUCAGAAUGUUUGCAAUGGAGACCAAAACCCCCGUAGAUCUACAAGGAGCAAGCAGCAGGUUACUUACCAGGAUAACUUGAGUGAUGAUGAUGCAAUUAUUGGCAGUCGGAAAAGAGCCAAGGGAAGUGAAUCAUCCCGUUCCCCUAAAGAGGAGAGUAGAGAUGCAUCUACAGAGGCAUUCAAAGUUAAUCCAUCUGAUUUAGCUGCUAAUGUAAAAGAAGAUCUGAAAGAGGUGAAACAGAAUGGGAGCGCUUGUUCUGAGGAGAGUUUGCCAAAUGGAAACAUGAAAACCAAGAAGGUGAGCAAGAAAGAAACUGCUGACAAUGGUGACCUUAAGAAGGUGAGCAAGAAAGAAACAUCCAAUUCAGGCUCCAAAUUGACACCAGAUCCUGAGUAUCAUCAAUAUCCUGAUCCAGAUUUCAAUGAUUUUGACAAUGAUAGGAAACAGGAAUGCUUUGCUGUAGGGCAGAUCUGGGCUGUUUAUGAUAACUUGGAUGGAAUGCCUAGAUUCUAUGCACGGAUCAGGAAAGUCCUCUCUCCUGAGUUUAAGCUGAGGAUAACCUGGCUAGAGCCAGACCCAGAUGACGAGAAUGAAAUUGAAUGGGUCAAUGAGGACUUGCCUACUUCUUGUGGUAAGUUCAGAAAUGGUAACUCAGAAGACACUAAAGACCAUCUUAUGUUCUCUCACUUGAUUUCUUGGGCGAAGGGCAGCCGGAGAGAUACAUACAGAAUUUUGCCAAGGGAGGGAGAAACUUGGGCCCUCUUCAAGAACUGGGAUAUCAAAUGGUACUCUGAACCUGAUCAACACAGUAAGUAUGAAUACGAAUUUGUUGAAAUCUUGUCAGACUAUGAAGAGGGUGUGGGUAUAUCUGUUGCAUACUUGGUUAAGGUGAAAGGUUUUGCAAGUCUGUUUUGUCGAAUGGUUAAGGAAGAAGCAAGUGCAUUUCAAGUUCCACCGACAGAACUGUUUAGGUUUGCCCACCGGAUUCCAUCUUAUAAAAUGACUGGUGCAGAAGGACGAGGUGUUCCGGCAGGAUCUUUUGAACUUGAUCCUGCAUCUUUACCCCUUAAUGUUGAAGAGAUUGCUAUGCCGAAAGAUCUGGAAGUGGCUGCUGGAAAUAUGCAUCGCAAAGGUCCAUGUUUGAGGCCUUCAGAGGAAAUGAGACCCGUGGUGAAGUCUGAUGGAAAUGCAUCCAUGUGCCAGGCAGAUGUCAAGGGGCCUGGGAACAGCAGUUUUGGUAAUGUUGUAGAUGAUCAUAGCAGUUCUCCUGCUUCCGCCCCAGAAGCUAUUGAAAUUCCAGAACCUGAAUUCUACAAUUUCGAUGCUCAGAAAUCCGAGGGAAAGUUUCAGAUUGGUCAGAUUUGGGCUCUAUACAGUGAUGAGGAUGGCUUGCCAAAGUACUAUGGUCAUAUUAGGAAAAUUGAUUCUUCGCGGUCUUUCAAAUUGCAUCUUACAUGGCUGGCCUCCUACUCGUUGCCAAAUGACACUAUCCAAUGGCAUGACAAAGACAUGCCCAUUUGUUGCGGCCACUUCAAUAUUAGAAAGGGUGAAACACAGGCCUAUACUUCCACUGAUUCCUUUUCACAUCUGAUGAGAGCUGAUCCUGUUGGUAGGAGGAAUGAAUAUGCCAUCUUUCCCAGGAAAGGUGAGGUUUGGGCAUUAUAUAGGAACUGGACUGCUGAAAUAAAAUGUUCUGACUUGGAGAAUUGUGAAUAUGACAUGGUAGAAGUCAUUGAGGAAGAUGAUUUGCAGAUACGAGUGUUGAUUUUGGAGCGUGUAGAUGGUUUCAACUCAGUUUUCAAGGCUCGUAUAAAAGAGGGGUCAGAGUUAACUAUUGGGAUUCCUCGUGUUGAGCUUCUCCGGUUCUCCCAUCAAAUACCUGCUUUCAAGCUGACACAAGAGAGAGAUGGCAGCCUCAGAGGCUUCUGGGAACUCGAUCCUGCAGCAUUGCCAGUUAAGUACUUUUCUUUAAAUUAGAGUGGCAGGAUCACAAACCUUUCAUGAUCUUAAUCCAUGCAAGCACUGCCUCUCAAGCCAGAGUCUUAUUCACUGAAUACUGGUGUGGUAAAUAGAAUGAUUGAUAUGGGAGAAGAUGCUCGACUAUUCCAGAACAAUUGGAUGCAGAGUCUAUUAAGUUUUGAGUUAAUCCGUCAGUUUUGUUUUUAUCGUUACUCUGCAUUGGUGCUGCAAUCAAGUGCAUAUGAUGCAAGUCUUUGGCAUGCAAUGAUUUUUUUGUCUCAGUCCCGCUGCAUUGGAGAGAGAUAAAGGUUGUCAUGUUGGUUCCGUGCAUUCAUUCUUUCAGUUUAGUCAUCUGAAUGAUGCGACGUAACUUGGCUAAUUACGCAUAAAUUUCAAAUCGGGCUGGAAUGUGUGCCAAACUUGAAAAUUGUGAAAUUAUUCACAGCAAAGUGACUAUGGUUUUGUCUGGAUUUUCCUGUGACACCUUGUCAUAGAUACAGUGAAUCCACUCGGCUUGCUUUGUGCUUUUUACAUCAAGUAGGUAUAGUGAAUCGGACGUUGUUAGACUUGUUCAAUUUGGGAUGGCAUCCAAAAUGGGGUCCUUUGUUCUCUCU
This is a messenger RNA of Juglans regia (Persian walnut), 3856 nucleotides long. RefSeq lists its product as uncharacterized. The transcript has 2 exons. The coding region runs from base 306 to 3260 and encodes 984 amino acids. NCBI's taxonomy places the organism in Eukaryota, Viridiplantae, Streptophyta, Magnoliopsida, Fagales, Juglandaceae. The record is from RefSeq and is a predicted model, not a curated record.